AUGCUGACAUUAAUACCAAUUGAAGAUGUUAACUACAAAGACUUGACUUACACAUACAUGGGCGUGUUCUACUCCCCCAAGUUUCAGCAAUUCCUCAACACCACCCAAACUGGUCUUGCCCAUUCGUCUUCGGGAGCUGAGUUAUCGCUUCUAACGAGAAGUUUGUGCACUUCACUUUCACUAUGCAUUAUUCAAUUGGCCAUGUUCUGUUUCUUUCGAAACAUCUUCAAGUCACUUUAUCAACCACGAAGCUACUUUGUUCCACAAGAUGAAAGAGUUGAGCCUGCUGAACUGGGAUUUUUGAACUGGGUCAUACCAACUUUGUCUACAAACAUAGACUAUUAUCUUUGUUUAGGACUUGAUACCUACUUCUUUGUGAGAUAUAUAAGCAUGAUGCUCUUAUUCUUUUUAGUUGUGGGGGCUUUGAAUAUCGUGGUUUUGGUGCCUAUUAAUACAUCCGGUAGCAGUCUGGAAUUUAAAGCAUCUGGACUUGACCGGUUGAGUUUGUCUAAUAUUUCAUCCUCCAAAGUCCAUCUUUUAAACGGUCAUUUUAUCAUGAGCCUAAUGACUAUUGGAUUUUUUCAUUUGAUGAUUGUGUACGAGAUGGAAAGCGUGAUUAAAAUUCGGAAGAGUUACCUUUCUUCAAAGAGACACAGAUCCUCAGUUGUCUCCAAGAUUUUGUUGAUAACCCACAUACCCACAGAAUUACUUGAUAUAGAGAGGUUGAAGUCAGAACUUUCCAUAAUCCCUGGAGGAGUGAAGAAUAUAUGGUUCUUAAGUGACUACAAGAAAAUUAAUGUUAGUGUCAGAGAAGCAAAGGAAGCGGUGUAUGAAUUGGAGGUGGGGGAAAUAAAAUUCAUAAAGAAAUACCAUAAAAAAGUGGGCAACAACCGGUACAAACAUUAUACAGUAAUGAGACAAUUGAAACCCAAAUUUUAUCCUCCGAUAAGUAUAAACACUAAGCUUCCUUUUGGCAAUAUCAGCCUAAACAUCAAUAUUCCUGGACUUCUCAGGUUUUUCAUAUUCCAAAAGAAAGUUGAUCAAAUAGAUUGGAGUGUUGAAAGAAUCAAGAAAGCAAAGAAAGCCAUAGAGAAAGAAAAGGUUCUUCUUGCCUCAGAACAGCUCAAGAAGUUUAACACAGUGUUUGUACAGUUCAAUACCCAGUCUGGAGCUUACACUGCCCAUCAGGUGUUGUUGUCACAAUCACAAGGAUGUAUGGACAAAACAGUGAUUGAGGUUCACCCUAGGGAUGUACAAUGGAAUAACUUAACGAAGGAGAAUCUGGCAACAUUAUUGGUCCAACGGUAUUUGGUUACAUUGCUUUGUAUCUGCCUAAUCAUGUUGUACAUUAUUCCUGUCUCAUUCAUUGGUCUAAUUUCCCAAGUACCUUUAUUGACCAAGCUUUUACCCUUUUUAGGCUGGGUGUAUUCGUUACCAGAAGAGGUCAGAAACUGUUUUUCCAGUAUUUUACCCAGUCUUUUCUUGUCUAUUCUUACUUCGGUGAUGAUGAUAACGUUCAGAUUCUUGACCUAUUACAAGGGAAAGCUCACUGGGGCAGAAAUCGAAAUUGACCUACAAAGAUGGUAUUUCAGCUUUCUUUUCAUCCAGCAGUUUUUGGUGGUUACUAUUCUGUCCAGUAUUACUGUAAUCUUCAAACAAAUUGUUGACCAACCCACUUCCAUUCCCGUGAUGUUAGCAACAAAUUUACCCAAGGCAGCUACUUUUUUCUACAAGUUUAUAGCUGUGAGGGCACUAAGUUUUUGUGGGAACAACUUCUUGAGAAUUGACCAGUUGAUAUUGAGAAACACCUUUUACAAGUUAUGGGACAAGACACCCAGGCAAAAGUUGGUGAGAGAGACAACACUCUUACCAAUAAAGUGGGGUACCACAUACCCCAUUUAUUCUGUUUAUGCAGCCAUUGGGUUGACAUACACCAUUAUUUCACCGUUGAUUUCCGUUUUCGUGGUGCUAAUUUUAUUUCUUGUAUUGACAUACUACAAAUACUCGUUAAGAUAUAUUUACAGCCACAUAAAUGAGUCAGAAACAUACGGAAGACUCUACCCUUCGGCAUUGUUACACCUUUAUGCGGGAAUCUACUGCUUGGAAUGUUGUAUGAUAGGAGUGUUUUUCUUGCUGAAAGACGCAUCAGGAAACUUUCCUAUGAACUCACACGGAUGGAUUAUGUCACUCAUUCUACUAAUGACAGUAUUUGGAAACACCACACUAUAUAACAGGUAUCACCGAUACUUCUCAUAUCUACCUAUCAUCAAUGACCGAGAAUACCCAGAUGACCCACUUGGCACAGACCUCAGUUCCAAUUAUCAGAUGCUUUACUUGCACCCAAAUUUCAAGUACGAAAUUCCCAGGGUUUGGCUUCCUUCAGACGACUUGGAAGUCGCCCAUACCGAAGCCAGGCACUUGGAAGACAAUGAAGGAAUAGAGUCAAUAGUAAUUCCUGGAUCAACAAUUAAGUUUGGCUGGCGAAAUCGGUUCCUGGAGAUAGUUGUGAGACAAGGGCCUCCAGACUUCAAGUGACCUAAUCUAGAUACUCAUAGGUCCUGUUGAGUCUCGACCUAAUCCUCAUUCUAGUUAUGAAGUCACUCCAGUUCCUCAAAGAAGCAAAUCCCCGCUCUUUGCGUUCGUUUCUGUGUUGGUUGAUCUUGAAGUUGAGCCAGAACUUUUUAGCUUUCUUGACAUUAUUGUCCAACACUAUCACACCAUUUUUUGUGGGAAUGGCGUACCCGGUCUUUGUGAAGGAAAACCCAGUAACAACUGGAACAAACUGGAUAUCAGUGUUCUUCUUGUCGUUCAAAAUACUCUCAAUAUUUGAUAAUUUGAGCCAGGUGCACCCGUCGGGAACCAUAGUUUCCUUGAACACUUCUAU
Molecule: messenger RNA, 2884 nt
Organism: Yamadazyma tenuis ATCC 10573
Lineage: Eukaryota; Fungi; Ascomycota; Pichiomycetes; Serinales; Debaryomycetaceae
Source: RefSeq, a predicted model, not a curated record